UAGAAAAAAAUGAAUUUUGAAGAGGUUGUUAGUGAGACCACUAACAGUAGUAACUCACAGUUCUGGAACGCCAUUGGGAUUUGGAUGAGAAAUCCUCAUGUUGUUAAUCGUCGGAUCCUAGCAUCUCAAGAGCUAUUAACGGUUCAACUCAAUCGUGACGUUUUAGAUAUUUUCGAACAUGUUGAAAGACUGAAAAUCCAACCUGAUGAUUUUGAGUGCGACUCAUCCUCAGGAGAUGUAAAAUAUUUAUUAGACACUUUAGAUAUUGCGGAAUAUUGCCAAGUUCAAUGUACUGCAGACUGUACUGAUCCAAUCGGGACUGUGAACGAUAAGAUUUAUCUAUGCGUGAAAAAAUUACUGCCUCGAAACACACAAAUAUUCUCGCCUACGUUAGAAUUCGUAUUUAUUGAUAAAAAAUCGAUUAGCGUUACCAGUUUUCACAAACCGAUUGUCCUAGGUAAACAAUCUCUGGGUCUGAAUACAGCCUACAGGAUACAGCAUCAUGAAUAUGCAUCUACAUGUAUAAACGUAUGUAAAUCGAAUGAUAAUUACAGCAGAAACUGCGAUUGGCUCAAGUCUAAAUUCUUUCCACGAUUGAUAAAAUGGAUAAACAAUGAAAACGAUAACGUCGGUCCGAGGAUCAGUUCCCUUAGUCUCAUCUCUGUUGAGAAGUAUACCUUGUUAUACAAUCGACUGAAAGAGAAAUACGGCAUGGGAAUGGUGAACGUGUGGCCGGAAAACACCGACCCGGCGAAGUUCGUUUACGAGGAUGUCGCGAUUGCUACUUACCUCUUAUUACUCUGGGAGAAGGAGAGACUGGAAAAGGGAGUAAAGGAGUUGCAAUCAUUCGUUGAUCUCGGCUGCGGAAAUGGCCUUCUCGUCUACAUCUUGUCUAGCGAAGGUCACACAGGGACAGGGAUCGAUUUACGCAGAAGAAAGAUCUGGGACCUAUUUCCAAAGAGCACUCAUUUACAAGUCAGCACAAUCAUUCCAUCCUCAGAUACAGUCUUUCCUAAUGUAGACUGGAUCAUAGGGAAUCAUUCAGACGAACUCACCCCGUGGAUUCCCGUAAUCGCUGCGCGCAGUUCCUAUGAGUGCCGAUUCUUCUUAUUGCCAUGUUGCGCCUACGAAUUCGAUGGUAGCAAGUAUCGACGAUGCAACGCUGCCGAAAGUCAGUACUCAGAGUACAUGUCCUAUGUUAAAAGCGUUUGCGAGGGUUGCGGCUUCUUCACAUUAGUGGACAGAUUGCGAAUCCCAUCGACCAAGCGGACUUGUUUCGUCGGAUGGAAGAGAACUUACACAAAGGAGAAUAUCGCGGCGCUGGAUGCCGAUAUUCAGAGGAUUAUAAAUGCGAGGUCCCAGGUGAAGAGUGUAAGAACUGACGCGGGAAACAGCGAACUGUGGUCCGCGAGUUUCAAACCGAGGGACUCGACAGAACAAACACGGAAUUGUACACAAUUGGAUAAAGGACUAAUCCUUGAGAUAGUCAAUAUAGUUGUGGCACAUCUCCUUCGCGUGAAUCGCAGAAUACCGUUGGAACGGAAACCUGGUAAAACGUGGAACGCCGGCGGACAGAUCGGCAUCGGUGAGAUGGCGAAGCUGAUCGCGCCUGGGAUACUGCAACAGCUACGAAACGAGUGCGGCGGGUUGCAAACCUUAUUGAAGAAUCACAGUCACAUCUUCUGCGUUGCUCAGGGAAAGGUGCAGUUUAGAAUUCCCGGCAUUAUUGACAAGAAGAAAAAGAGGAGGAAGAAUGCUAGCACACCUUUAAAGAAGGUGAAACCUUGUUGGUUUUACAAGAACCAUCCCGACGGGUGUCCCGCUCUCGAAAUCGACUGUGACUUCCAGCAUUAAGUUUCUCUUGUUUUGUUAUUUUAUAUUGAGAAGUUUUAUGUACUUAUCUAUGUUGAAUCAAACAAGUAUGUAAC
Trachymyrmex septentrionalis is the source of this 1928-nucleotide messenger RNA. Its product is annotated as probable tRNA (uracil-O(2)-)-methyltransferase. The transcript is spliced from 2 exons. The record is from RefSeq and is a predicted model, not a curated record. Gene Ontology annotation, biological process: tRNA methylation. NCBI's taxonomy places the organism in Eukaryota, Metazoa, Arthropoda, Insecta, Hymenoptera, Formicidae. The coding region runs from base 10 to 1854 and encodes 614 amino acids. Gene Ontology annotation, molecular function: tRNA (uridine) methyltransferase activity.